GGCGGGACGUUCUCCUCAGUGCCGGGCCGGGCGGCUGCGGGAGGAGGAAGCAGCCGCCGCCGCGGCAGGAGAGACGGGACGAGCCGAGGGGCCGGAGCAGCCCCGGCAGCCGGUGCGGGCGCCAUGGAGGACGGAGUCUAUGUGCCCCCGGACCUGACCCCCGAGGAGCGGCUGGAGCUGGAGAACAUCCGGCGGCGGAAACAAGAGCUGCUGGUGGAAAUCCAGCGGCUGCGGGAUGAGCUGAGCGAGGCCAUGAAUGAGGUGGAAGGUCUGGAGGCGAAUGAGGGCAGCAAAACCCUUCAGAGGAACCGGAAGAUAGGGAUGGGCCGCAAGAAAUUCAACAUGGAUCCUAAAAAGGGCAUCCAGUUCCUGGUGGAGAAUGAGCUGCUGCACAACACGCCGGAGGAGAUCGCCCGGUUCCUCUACAAGGGGGAGGGGCUCAACAAGACGGCCAUCGGGGACUACCUGGGGGAGAGGGAGGACUUUAACAUCGCGGUGCUGCACGCCUUCGUCGACCUGCACGAGUUCACUGACCUCAACCUGGUGCAGGCGCUGCGGCAGUUCCUAUGGAGCUUCCGCCUGCCCGGGGAGGCCCAGAAGAUCGACCGCAUGAUGGAGGCCUUCGCCCAGCGUUACUGUCUCUGCAACCCCGGCGUCUUCCAGUCCACAGACACCUGCUACGUGCUCUCCUUCGCCGUCAUCAUGCUGAACACCAGUCUGCACAAUCCCAACGUGCGGGACAAACCCACGGUGGAGAGAUUCAUCACUAUGAACCGGGGCAUCAACGACGGGGGCGACCUGCCCGAGGAGCUGCUGCGGAACCUGUACGACAGCAUCCGGAAUGAGCCGUUCAAGAUCCCGGAGGACGAUGGGAACGACCUGACCCACACGUUCUUCAAUCCAGACCGGGAGGGCUGGCUGCUGAAGCUGGGCGGGCGCGUGAAAACAUGGAAAAGACGCUGGUUCAUUCUGACGGACAACUGCCUGUACUAUUUCGAGUACACCACGGACAAGGAGCCGCGGGGGAUCAUCCCACUGGAGAACCUGAGCAUCCGGGAGGUGGAGGACCCCCGCAAGCCGAACUGCUUUGAGCUGUACAUUCCCAACAACAAGGGCCAGCUGAUCAAGGCCUGCAAGACGGAGGCCGACGGGCGGGUGGUGGAAGGGAACCACCUGGUCUAUCGCAUCUCGGCCCCCACGCAGGAGGAGAAGGACGAAUGGAUCAAAUCCAUCAAGGCUGCCGUCAGCGUGGACCCCUUCUACGAGAUGCUGGCCGCCCGCAAGAAGCGCAUCUCAGUCAAGAAGAAACAGGAGCAGGCGUGAGCUGGGCUGGCCAGCAGGCUGCCUUUCUGUGCCCCCCCAACCCACCUCCCUGGGCGCCUCUAAAACUGACACCCCCCUGGGCCAGGGGGGGCCCAGCCACGGACAGACAGACGGACAGAGCAGCACUGACUUCCCCUCCCCCAGCAUCUGUGUGCACCGCCAGCCGGAUCUGUCUUCCCCACCCCCACUCCCCCCAGGGACCCUACUUUGGGAUACAGCCCCUCUCCAGGAGCCACUGGGUACCAUGGGCCAGCACCCCCUUCCUCGCCCGUGGGGGCUGCAGCCUGGGCCGGGGGCCUCUGCCAUGCCCUGGGCUCAGGACCUUGCAGCAGGUUCUGAUCAGGAGUGACUCCAGAUCCACCCUGAGGGAGCCGAGAUCAGAAUCCAACCCUGCCCCCAUUGCAAUUAGGAGGGACUCUGGAAUCUGGCCCUGCCCCCACUGCAAACAGGAGUGACUCCGGCUUGGCCCUGACUCCGUAUCCUCAGCACUUUCCUUCACGGGUCUCUGGAUUUUCACUGGCUGACGCCAAGCUCCUCUCUACACUAAUUAGCCCCGAGAUGCAAUAAGCUCUUGCCUAGCAACCCCUGAGACAGCUGCCCCUUCCCUUCCAGCUGGCUGGGAAUUCCCCCCCCAUGCUGUGCUCCCACCAUGGCGCUCAGCACCAGGGGCUAGCGGGGUCCCAUGGUGCACUGGUGCAGCUGCGCUGCUGUCUUUGGGGUCUUCCCCCCCCGCGUAUUCCAGCAAUGCCAGGCAUGGGGUGGGGGGCAUUCCUCCCCCCCUCCCCCCACCGGCAAUGCCAACGGGCCCUCUGCAGCGCCCCCUGGCAGCCAGCAGGGGGAACUGAAGUUCUUCCCUCCUUGGGGCAGCUAGUGGAGGGGGAGUUUUAGCCCGCCCCGUGGCCUGCCCCUCACCAGCUCAUCUUUAAAUCUUCCCAACGGGGGGUAGCCCCCCCUACCCCCAUGUAUACACUAUUGGCUCUAGAGCUUGGGGUCCAUCUGGAGCCCCUCUAUUUCCAUGCACCCCCUCUGGGCUCCAGGAACGUACACUACGGACUGGGGGGGGCUGGGGAGCGCCCCCCGAGGUCGAAAGCCCUUUGCUUUCGCCUGCUGUGGAAUCCCGUCCUUCUGAUUACUCUCCUGCCACGAGCGCGAGGCACCGUCGGAAAGCCUGGCCUGGCGCCGCCGGGAGCAGAUGUGGGGCCCCCGCACCAGGACCAAUCCCUGGGCCCCCUCCCCACCUUUCUGGCUCAGCCCCCGCAGGGCGUCCUGGGAGGAACCCCCGGAUCGUCGGCUCCCAGAGGCAACUGCGUGGCAACAGGACCAAGCCGGCGGGACCCAUCUCCUCCCACACCUGGGACCCCCCGGACUUGCUGCCUCCUCCCGGCGCAGGGGGAUUUCACCCCACCGCAGGCGCUGGUGUGGACAGAGAGGGGCGGGCGCCAGCCCCGGGCCUGCCAUGGGAUUCCAGGGCGGGUUCAGGUUUUUGUAAUUGUUAUUUAAGGAUUUAAUGGAUGCAACUUUCAACGGAAUAAAAACACUACAGUCUUGAGUACA
Molecule: messenger RNA, 2877 nt
Organism: Caretta caretta (loggerhead turtle)
Lineage: Eukaryota; Metazoa; Chordata; Testudines; Cheloniidae
Gene: CYTH2
Product: cytohesin 2
Biological process (GO): regulation of ARF protein signal transduction
Molecular function (GO): guanyl-nucleotide exchange factor activity
Source: RefSeq, a predicted model, not a curated record